AAUCAUAUUUUGAUGUCAUCAGGACCGGGUUUGUUUACGUGUGCAGUGCAAGAACAUCUUUAACAUAAAUUUAUUUAAAAAACAGACUUAUUUUUAUAAUAUAUUUAUAAUAUAAAGCAUUUCCAAUUUACGGUAAUUUUGGAUCAUUGGGUGUUUCCAGGUCCCAAAUUCUUAUUAAGGAAUGAAAAUUUGAGGCAAAAAAGAUGUCUUUUGUUAUAUAUUUAAGCCGAAGACUGCGUACAGUUAGGCUAAUAGCUUUUUUCAUCCUUCUAGUGUUUAUAAUUUACUUAUUAGCAAGCUAUGAUAAAGAUUCUAGUAGUAGUUUUAAUUCCCCAUUAUCAGCACAACUUAGACAAGAUAAGAAAGACAGAGAGGUACCUAAGCUGGUCUCAGGGCUGGGUAAUUUCGAACCAGCUGAAAUAGAGGACAGGGAUGGUCCUGGAGAGAAAGGACAGCCCCAUCAUUUGAGGCAGGAUCAGCAAAACGAUGCUGACCAAUCAGAAUCAGACUAUGGAAUGAAUGUUGCAUGUUCAGAUGAAAUAUCCUUAGACAGAACAAUUUUAGACACUAGAUUAGAAGAGUGUAAACACUGGAAGUAUCCAACCAAUUUACCAACGACCAGUGUGAUAAUAGUGUUUCAUAAUGAAGGUUGGUCAGUUUUGCUGAGGACAGUACACAGUGUUCUGAACCGCACACCGAGUUAUAUACUGAAGGAAAUCUUGCUGGUGGAUGAUUUUUCUGACAAAGAAAAUCUGAAGUACGAUUUGGAGAAGUAUAUUGAUCAGUUUGACGGUAAGGUGAGGCUGAUCAGGAACGCUCAGAGGGAGGGGUUGAUCAGGACUAGAUCAAGGGGGGCUGUGGAGGCUAAAGGAGAAGUUAUAGUAUUUUUAGACGCCCAUUGUGAGGUGAACACAAACUGGCUACCCCCUCUCCUUGCCCCGAUAUACAGGGACCGUUCCACCAUGACAGUCCCCAUAAUCGACGGAGUUGACCACAAAACCUUCGAGUAUCGCCCGGUAUACGGCGAAGACCGCCAUUUCAGAGGCAUCUUCGAGUGGGGUAUGCUCUACAAAGAAAAUGAGGUGCCUCAAAGGGAGUUAAAGAAGCGGAAAUACAACAGCGAGCCCUAUAAAAGUCCUACGCAUGCUGGAGGAUUGUUCGCCAUUGACAGGAAGUUCUUUUUGGAGAUCGGAUCCUACGAUCCAGGAUUGCUGGUGUGGGGUGGGGAGAACUUUGAGCUCAGUUUCAAGAUUUGGCAGUGCGGGGGUAGUAUUGAAUGGGUUCCGUGUUCAAGAGUCGGUCAUGUCUAUCGCAGUUUUAUGCCUUACAAUUUCGGCAAGUUGGCCCAAAAGAAAAAAGGUUCCCUAAUUACAAUUAAUUAUAAGAGGGUUAUCGAAACGUGGUUUGAUGCCAAAUACAAGGAAUAUUUCUACACAAGAGAACCAAUGGCUAAAUAUCUGGAUAUGGGCGAUAUCACUGAACAACUCGCCUUGAAAGACAGGUUAAACUGCAAGAGUUUCCAAUGGUACAUGGAUAACGUAGCCUAUGACGUUUUGGAUAAAUAUCCAGAACUGCCACCGAAUGUUCAUUAUGGUGAAUUAAGAUCUUUGGCGGUCGAUGGCAAAUGUUUGGACACUUUGGGUCACGGUCCGCCAUCUUUGAUGGCAUUGCAGCAUUGCCACGGUUACGGCAAUAAUCAGCUGAUCAGACUGAACGCCAAGGGUCAGCUUGGAGUAGGGGAGAGGUGUAUAGAAGCGGACGCCCAAGGCAUUAAAUUAGCCUUCUGCAGGUUAGGUACAGUGGACGGCCCGUGGUCCUACGACGAGGAGACUCACACCUUGAUGCACAGGGUGCAUAAAAAGUGCAUGGCACUGCAUCCGCAGACUUCGCAUCUUUCUCUGAUGCCUUGUGAUAAAAACAACGCCUACCAUCAGUGGUUAUUUAAACAGCUCACUCCUAAAUGGUAGAAAACCUUUGUGUUUUUUAACUAGGUACGCCUAUGGUGUAGGUACUCACUGGAUAAGUUAAAUUAGUCGAUAAUACGAGGUAAAUAUUUUUUUUCUUGUGUACAGGGUGUCUCGUUUUCGUGUGUUUUAUGGGGUUUUUCUUUCAUGAGUAGAGAUACAAAGAUACGGUUCUUACAUCAUUUUGUUACUUAUUUCUUACAAACUUAGGUUUUUUUAAAUGAGAUAUCCUAAAUUUUUUUUAUUUAAUUUGCCUUAAUAUGAGCUUUCUAAAAUUUUAUUUUCAUUAA
This is a messenger RNA of Sitophilus oryzae (rice weevil), 2254 nucleotides long. Its product is annotated as N-acetylgalactosaminyltransferase 7. Lineage: Eukaryota; Metazoa; Arthropoda; Insecta; Coleoptera; Curculionidae. The record is from RefSeq and is a predicted model, not a curated record. The coding region runs from base 204 to 1967 and encodes 587 amino acids. The transcript has 8 exons. Gene Ontology annotation, cellular component: Golgi apparatus.